AUGCCCGAGGAUCCGAGUGAGGAAAUCAUCGACAAGCACGCAGAAUCUCGUUUGACCGAUGGAAUCUCGAGGCGAGAGCUUCUCGUUGAGUUGUUCCGGCGGAUGCGCGGCGCUGCUCGGAUGGUGCUCAAUCGCAAACCCAAGUUGGUGAAGACUGUCGAGUACGUCUUGCGUUCAUUCCUCCAGCGCGAGUCUCGGAUGUCUCUGGAUCGCUUCCCUCGAGAGCACUUCUGUACGCAGCAAGUGGUUCUCGUGGGAAUUUUCGUGCUGCAUGGCCUCCAAUCGAGAACGUUGACGUUCCUGGAGCUCCGAGAAGACCUUGGGAACCUCGCAUACUUAUUGGACUUUCUCAGACUACAUCACCCGAAGGACGCGGCCUUCAUGCAAGCCUACCUCCGGAAGUAUCUGGCCAUGCUCGAGGAACUCUGCUCCAUUUUCGAGAAAGCGACGCAGGUUAUCCGCACUGACUGGGCUUCCCUCAAGGACGCUUACCAGCGUUUCGAAACGUUACCGCCAUCAGUUGAGAGAGAACUUUUCGUCCCUCCGGUCGCCGAAAUCGUACCUUCGAAACUCCUGGGGGCGGGAGGUUUCGGCGCUUGCUACAAGGUCAAGAUCGGCGGCGCCGUACUGGUCGGGAAAUUGAUACCGCUCGAACGGAUGAAAUCCCCGAAACAUGCUUGCCUUGACAAGGUUGUUGCAUCUGUGAUAAGCAGUCCGUUUCUGAUAGCUUACCAUUCUUGUUUCUCGACCGAUAGAGCUUACGUAACGAUUAUGGAAUGUGUCAAAGGGGUCGAUCUCAAUCGUCUGAUCAAACGGGGUGAGCCCCUCGACCCGGUGGCUAUACCUUUGAUAUUGGCCCAGCUUGGACUCGCAGUACGAUAUCUGCAUUUCCGCGGCUUCAUUCACCGAGAUAUCAAGCCCGCGAAUAUCAUGGUCUUACUCGGGUGCCGAAUGAAACUCAUAGAUUUCGACACAUGUAAAAUUUGUACGUCUCUUUACGGAGACGGGUAUACUCGAAGUUUCCGAAGCCGGACUUUCGGGGAGUUCCGAGAUUCGGAGGUUGCGGGAACUUUGGUAUUUUUCUCUCCAGAGACUAUCGCGAGGGAAUCCUAUGGAAGAGCGACCGAUUUUUGGGCGAUCGGUGUCACGGCUUUUAUCAUGGGAUCGGGGAAGCUACCCUUCCGCGGGAAUGACGAGAACGUUCGGAAGAACAUAUGGGCCGCCGAAUAUCCGCCGCUCAGAAAUCAGCCGAGGCUCGCGCAGCUCAUCGCGCGAUUACUCGUCAGGGAUCCGAAGCGCCGGAUUACAACAGCGCGAUUCGAAGAAUACCAAAUGGAAGAAAUAUUCAGGGAUGUCAACUGGGAGAAGCUCGACGUGGAUCAUCUACAUGAAAUGAAGCAGUUUUCGGAUUUGAUGCAGCACCAUGACGAUGGAGGUUGGUCCCUGAUCGAGAAGAGCGAGAGGAAACUGAAGAAAAAAACGAGAUUUCAAUUGAAGUUCAGCGAUGUGGCCGACGCGCCCAAGCAAGAGAAACUCUUCACAUUCUCCUCAAAUUCCUUCCACAAGUUCCUCGUGACGAGGUCUAGGAACCAAGGGAGCGAUGUGAAUUUCGUAAUUCACGAAGGUUACGAUUUCAUCCCGGAAUUCACUGAGAGACGACAGCGAGUCACGUAUCGCUUCCAGGAUGCACUGAAAUGGCAGAGUUACAACACGGGCCCGAGAUCCUCUCCAUCCGAGCGGAGUGCAAGAUUGUGA
This is a messenger RNA of Galendromus occidentalis (western predatory mite), 1755 nucleotides long. RefSeq names its product microtubule-associated serine/threonine-protein kinase 4-like. Gene Ontology annotation, biological process: protein phosphorylation. NCBI's taxonomy places the organism in Eukaryota, Metazoa, Arthropoda, Arachnida, Mesostigmata, Phytoseiidae. The record is from RefSeq and is a predicted model, not a curated record. The transcript is spliced from 4 exons. Gene Ontology annotation, molecular function: protein kinase activity; ATP binding. Bases 1 to 1755 code for a protein of 584 amino acids.